UCUUCGACUCUUCAGCUGCGUCUUCUGCGUCUUCGACUCUUCAUGAAUGCGUACUCGAACUGUCGAACAAAUGGAGAAAUCGAAGCGAUGAAGACUGCGAUUUUCGAGGAGACCAGCGAUUUGAGGGAUUUUCGAACAAUCAACAGUCGAACAAAGCUCCGUGGUAUGUGUCUGCACCAGGAAAGCCGGAGCAAGGGCAAGGGUCAAGGGCCCAAGGCUUCAAGCUUUCAGUCUGCUGGACGCCUAGACUGCUGCCUGCGAGUUAUCAAGGCAUCAAGAUUCAAGUGGGCACUGGCUAAUUGGCUAUUCUGUUAAUCUGUUUCAGUUUCACAGUUACAGGACUUCACUCAUCAGUCAUCACUUCUUCAGCCUUCAUGUGUUUUUGUUCUUAUUCAUACUUUUUAAUUGUUAAUUUGGGUUCAUCUACAUCUUAUAAAUUACAAUUUAGAAAUUGAUAUUUGAAAAUGCCUCCUAGAAUUAGAAAAUAUGAAUCUGGAUAUGAAAAACGAAUGAAGAAAAAAAAACAUAUGAGUUUAUUUUAUCUCAAAAAGGAGCAUUAGAAAAAAUUGUUACAAGAGAACCACAAAGUGUUGUUCCGAAUGAAC
This is a messenger RNA of Cuscuta europaea, 605 nucleotides long. NCBI's taxonomy places the organism in Eukaryota, Viridiplantae, Streptophyta, Magnoliopsida, Solanales, Convolvulaceae. The record is from the annotation of a GenBank genome assembly.